Messenger RNA from Cucurbita maxima (winter squash), 848 nucleotides. RefSeq names its product protein LOW PSII ACCUMULATION 2, chloroplastic. The record is from RefSeq and is a predicted model, not a curated record. Gene Ontology annotation, cellular component: chloroplast. Lineage: Eukaryota; Viridiplantae; Streptophyta; Magnoliopsida; Cucurbitales; Cucurbitaceae. The transcript is spliced from 2 exons. The coding region runs from base 50 to 643 and encodes 197 amino acids.
UAGAUUUCAUAAUUCUAAUCUGAAACAACCUUAACCAAAUAAACUGAAAAUGGCGCUACAAAUAAUCCACCAUUCUCCUUCUUCUUUCACCAGAAAACCCUAUCAUCUUCCCAAAACACCUCUCUAUUUCCCCUCUAAGCCAAAAUUCAUCAUCAAAUCGCAGAGCCCAUCGGAAUCGGAGAAGCCCAUUUCGAAAACUGUCGACGAUGCUGCAGUUGGGACCUCGUCUGCUCAAGGGUUCGGCUCGUUAUCGUCUCAAUCGACGACUUCAAGCAAAUCAAGUCCAAAGGCUACAACCUCUAAGGGAAAGCAGAAGGGUAAGCGGCAAAGGGCAUCGAUUAUUCGGCGCUCACCGGUGGAGAAACCGGUGUUUGUCGGAGAAGUAGAUGAAGAAGCAAUUAAGGAGCAGGGCAAGAAUGAGAGCUAUUUUCUUCUUACUUGGUUGGGUCUUGGUGCUGUAAUACUCGUCGAGGGGAUUGUGCUUGCGGCAUCUGGUUUCUUACCAGAGAAUUGGGAUAAGUUCUUCGUCAAAUAUUUGUAUCCAUCCUUUACCCCAACCGUCUCACUUUUUGUGGCUGGAACUGUUGCAUACGGAGUUUCGAAGUAUCUUCAGAAUGAGAAGCUUAAAGGUGAUAAAUCAUAAUUUAAUCUUUUGAUUGAUGUUCUGCAUUUGGUAUGGUGACCUGAAAAGUCUCAAGUGUCUAUUGAUUAUGUUUAUACUAAGUAUGUCAUUUGAGUGAAAAACCGAGGAUGAAUUUUGUUUUAGCUCAAAGGUAAAUGAGAUGCUAUUGUUGGAUCCUAAGAAACACCGUGCCAUCAAUUUAUUAGUUUCUCUGGGCUUUAACUAA